Molecule: messenger RNA, 1567 nt
Organism: Manduca sexta (tobacco hornworm)
Lineage: Eukaryota; Metazoa; Arthropoda; Insecta; Lepidoptera; Sphingidae
Product: microvitellogenin-like
Exons: 2
Coding region: 200-940 (246 amino acids)
Cellular component (GO): extracellular region
Source: RefSeq, a predicted model, not a curated record
UGUCAGCUGCGGUCUCUAUGACAUUUCUCAAUGAUAAUGUAACCGCUGUUGUCUUUCAAUACGAAUUUUUCAACCACAUCGCCUUAUCAAAAUGUAACUACGGGUAUAUAAACGAUGAAUUUUGCAAAUUUUGUUAUACAGGUCCUGGUUUCUGAAGUGAUACGUGCUUCUUGAUGAUACACCUAAGUGCAAUAUAAAGAUGGAUUUCGGAAUAUACAGUUGUGGAAACGCCAACGUGAGUCUUGAAGGUCUCAACGAUCAACUCUACAGUGCCGUGGUCCUCGGCGAAUAUGAAAACGCUGUAACCAUCAGUCUCGUUUUAGAUAAACUAUCUAAUGGUAACGUAGUAAAAAAUGUUGUUGACAGACUUCUUAGGAACAGUAUUCGUAACACAAUGGAAUACUCGUACAAACUCUGGAGUUGCGGAGGUCGGCACGUGGUUGCCAAUCAUUUCCCUGUCGAAUUCAGGCUGAUUCUUGGCGAAGACGUUUUAAAACUGGUCAAUAAAAGAGAUAAUCUUGCACUCAAAUUGGGUGUAGACAUAGACGGGGAUGGCGACAGAGGUGCUUGGGGUGAUGGUAAAGACAAAUCUAGUAACAGAGUUAGCUGGAAAAUGAUCCCUAUAUGGGAAGGAAAUAAGACUUAUUUUAAAAUAUACAACCCUGACACGAACAUGUAUCUGAAAUCAGGCAUUGUUGAUGAUAAUAUCGGAGAUCGUAGAUGUUAUGGAUCCAGCGAUGCUGACACUAAUAGACAUCAAUGGUAUUUACACCCGGUUAAGUACGACGAAGAUGUAUUGUUCUUUAUUUACAAUAGGAAGUAUAACCAAGCACUAAAGCUGGGUAGAGAUGCUGACAAUAUUGGUGAUCGCGUACUUUGGGGACACAAUGGCUAUGUAACCAACAAUCCUGAACAUUUCGCAUGGCGCAUUUUGCCUUAAUUUACUUUAAUUGAAUCCAAAAAAAGACUUAAGAUGUACGUAUAACAUUUUUAUCUAUUGCUCCUGAGGACAGAGGAGCUAACAGAUCACUACAGCGACGACAUCCUGCCCACAUGACUUAUUUUAAAAUAGACAACUUUAAUACAGAUUGAAAACGUCUUCACCAGAACGUUGAGGAACUUGUAUUUCCGCCUGACCGCACGCUAAAUAGUGCGUAUCUUAGACAUAAAACUCUCAGACCUUAGGAUAGCCGGUUGUAUUGCAGUAAUUCUCAAAACAUGCACCCCUGAAUUAACUCUUAUACUUAUGCGCCUGUAUCGCCUUCCCCCCGCCAUUCGGUUUGUGCAAUGGGAGACUAGAUCGAAAGAAUAUUCCCUUCGCAGUUUUAGUAAGCCACCAGACUGCGCGCCUACCACAGGGAUAACUCUUCAGUCGCUCGCCAACUCUGCUGACAUGAUCUGCCAUUGUCUUCGCGAUUACACUUUUGCUGAACCUGGUUUUUGAGAUGAUUUAUACUGCUGUUUUUUUUAUUUAAUUUUGUCAUCAUUUGGAUUUUGUUUAAUCAUAAGUUUGUAACAUAAAAUGUGUCCUUUGCUCUCAUAAAUAAAUAUAAUAUUGCAUAACAAU